Molecule: messenger RNA, 922 nt
Organism: Sander lucioperca (pikeperch)
Lineage: Eukaryota; Metazoa; Chordata; Actinopteri; Perciformes; Percidae
Gene: rpp21
Product: ribonuclease P 21 subunit
Exons: 5
Coding region: 122-589 (155 amino acids)
Biological process (GO): tRNA processing
Cellular component (GO): nucleolar ribonuclease P complex
Source: RefSeq, a predicted model, not a curated record
UGAAGUUUUUGCCCGGAAGUGUAACCGUUUUAGAUGCCCGCUGAGGUCAGGCGGCUGUAGCUGUAGCUCAAAAGCCGCUGUAACGAAACUGCUACUGUAUUUUUUUUUACCUUUGUGUGUAAUGGCACUCCAACUGAAAGACAAAGACGCUUAUCAAAGACUGAACUAUCUUUACCAGGCAGCACAUUGUGUUUUAUCCCAAAACCCGGAAAAUGUGGAGCUGGCUCGUUUCUACUGCUUCACACAGAGGACCAUUGCAAGGCGUUUAGUUCUCAGACAAGACCCAUCCGUGAAGAGAACCUUAUGUAAGAAGUGCUGCUCAUUGCUCAUCCCUGGUGUAACUGCUUCAACAAGACAACGAAGAAAAAACAGCAGGACCCGCUUCACUGUUGUGCAGUGCCUCAGCUGUGGGCAGAGCAAAACGUUUCUGAAUGAUCCGGAUCACUGUUUAUGGGUAGACCAGCCCGAGGCUCAGCUGGAGCAACAGAAGCAGCCAGAUCCAGGCCCCUCUGUUAAAAAACAGCCAAAAGACACAAAGCCUGAUGUGUCUUCUAAACCCAGCGCUGCCCAGAGCACUGCCAGCACGUAGCAGCAGUUCUUUUUCUGACUGACAUAUGAAGGACUGAUAUAAUUUUUUUUGAAUAUAGGUGUAACUAUUAUGUUACAUAGAUCUACAAUGUUUUAGUAUUUUUAUUGAUUUAGUAACUUCUUGGGCUCUGUGGUAUCAUGUUUAGUAUCUUUGAUGUGAUUUUUAAUGCCACCGACAGAUGGCCACCGUGUGGCGUGCUACACAUGUAGGAUUUAAAGGAACACGUGUUGGUGGUGAGACUGUUUCUUUUUUUCAAAAAGUAAAACUUUAUUGAUGGUAAUGCUUUAAUUAAAAAGACGCCGACAAGAAUGGAAGAAUGAAUUAAAUGAAUUC